AUGGUCAUGGACCAGCAAAAUCGGCAGGCGUGCAGGGCAGAUCCAGACCCUUGUGAGAGACUGAAAGAGUUAAUGUACGUCUCAAACAUUGUGGCAAACCAGGUUGCGGUCUGCAUGGCAAUGGUGGGCCGCAGCCCAAGGGAAUCACGAAACCGCUACGACCCCGAGUCACCCAGUCUGGGUCGUAACAACCCUCUGCCGUGGGUAGCCAGCGGGUAUGUCCUGGUCCCAGCAGAGACUCUGCAAAGGAUUGUCUCUACUCUAGCGAACAAAAAUGAUGAAAUUCACAACUUCAUUGACAUGCUGAACCAUACAAUAAAAAAUGUUCAGGUAAACUCUUCUAAUGCAAUCAGUGAGUUGGAUGAAGAAUUUGAUGGUCUGUAUUCUAUAUUGGAUGAGAUGAAGGGGAGUAUGGCCAACACUAUUCAGCAAGAAGAGGCUCGUAAAAUUCAAGCUCUGCAGGAUCAGCUUAGCCAGUGUAGUAAUGCCCUAGAGAGUUCUGAAGAGCUUCUGGAACUUGCUGCGCAGUCACUGGACAUAAAGGACCCUGUGGAAUUCUUAAAGGCUGCCAGACAGAUCAAAGAUAGAGUCACAAUGGCUUCAGCGUUCCGCAUCUCUCUGAAACCAAAGGUCAGUGAUAGUAUGACUCAUUUGAUGGUGGACUUCACUUUGGAAAGGCGCAUGCUCCAGGCUGUAAAGUUUUUGCCAGUCCCUAAAGCUCCAGAGAUAGAUCUAACAGCAUGUCUGGUUGCUGAUAACUGCAUAACAGUAUCGUGGAGAAUGCCUGAAGAAGACAGCAGAAUUGAUCAUUUUGUACUGGAGUAUAGGAAAACCAACUUCGAUGGGCUUCCUCGAGUAAAAGAUGAACAGCGCUGGGAACUGAUAGACUAUAUUAAAGCUACUGAAUAUACAUUAUCAGGUCUGAAAUUUGAUACAAAAUACAUGAACCUUAGAGUACAAGCUUGCAACAAAGCUGUGGCAGGGGAAUACUCCGAUCCUGUGACUCUGGAGACCAAAGCAUUUGUGUUCAGUUUGGACAGUACUUCAUCUCAUCUGAACUUGAAAGUUGAAGGUACCUAUGUUGAGUGGGAUCCUGCUGGAGGCAAAGGCCAAGAAAAAAUAAAAGAGAAGGAAAAUAAAAGCAGUGGCCAGAAUCCUCUGCUGAAGAGCAAUAGAAGAAGUGGUGCACCGUCUCCAAAGAGGACAUCUAUUAGCACAAGAUCCUCAGUGAGGGGCAGCAGAGAUCAUUUUACUGGUGAAUCAUACACAGUGUUGGGAGACACUGCUGUUGAAAGUGGGCAGCAUUACUGGGAGGUGAGAGCCCAGAAGGACUGCAAAUCCUACAGCGUGGGAGUAACAUAUAGAAACCUGGGGAAAUUUGACCAGCUGGGAAAGACUAGUUCAAGCUGGUGCAUCCAUAUCAACAACUGGCUGCAAACCACAUUUUCAGCAAAACAUAAUAAUAAAACCAAGACUCUAGAGAUACCUGUUCCAGACAGAAUAGGAGUAUACUGCGACUUUGAUGGAGGUCAGCUCGCAUUUUAUAAUGCAAACUCAAAGGAGCUGUUACACACCUUCAGAACAAAGUUUACCCAACCAUUAUUACCAGGCUUCAUGAUCUGGUGUGGUGGGCUUACAGUGAGUACUGGAUUGCAGGUGCCAAGUGCUGUGAAAACGCUCCAGAAAAGUGAAAAUGGGUUGAGUGGUUCAACAAGCAGCCUGAACAAUAUUGCCUAGUAAUGUCUAUUAAACACUUCUAUUGCUGAAUGGUUUUUUUUCUGUGUAGCUGCUACUCACAGAAGCUUGUGAGCAUUGGAUUAAACUGGGUUUGCUACCUACUGCUGUUUAAGGCCUGGGUACUAAUAGUGCAAAGGUUUGGGGCUAAAGUGUUAGGAACCUACUAUGAAUCCAGACAGAAAUGUCAGACAGAAAACUGAACUGUUGCCUAUUUGAAAAAUAAGUGGAGAAAUCAAGAGCUGUAACUAUGUACUUUUCUAAUAAGCAUUUUGUUAUGGGCUUUAGUAUUAAUUUUGUUAUGAAUAAUAUUUUUCUAUGAAGAAUAUAACAUACCAUUUUCUUAGCUCUCCUAACAUGAAUUACUUUACUAUAUAUUUUAUUAUUACUGGGCUUCCCAUUAGAACUUGUGAUAUCAAACAUGCAUUUCAAAAGAAUAUUGAUUUGCUAGCCUAACCUCGCAAAAUAUCACAGCAGUAUGAUUUCAAAAGAACGUUAUAAGAAGUUGUAGGCCUGAUAUGAAGAAACAGUAAGAGCAGUCUGAUUUUUUUCUUAUACAAAAUCUUCCUAUUUCCCAUGAUUAACUCAUUUAAAUAUCAUAUAUUUAGAGUUUGGCUCCCGUUUAUCACAAAUUACAGAAAAUGUAAAAAUUUAAAGGUAUUUAAAAACAUCCUUAUGUCCUCAGUGAAGACGCAUUAUGAUAGCCAGCCAUUGAGCUAGGAAGUAUUUCAGGUAAGAGGUUCAGAACCAAAGAUCCAGAGCUUUUUAAAAACUACAGCGUGGUACUGCUCUCUCAGAAGCUCUUAAUUUUGGGUCAUCUCUUGGCUUUCCAGUUUUGUGGCGCUAUUCUGAUUGGAUUCUGAUAAUCAGCAAUUCACAUUGUUCAUCAGAUGCGAAUGGCAAAUUGAAUCUUUGUCUGCCAAUAGCAAAGCUGCAAUGCAGCCAAGGCUGGGAACAAGGGUGUGAGAGCUUCAGUUUAAAUGCAUCUCCCCAGAGAAGAUGGGGGUGGGGUGGGCUGGUGGCUAUUGCUAAAACAUCUUUCAGCUUUUUCUCAAGCCAGCUUCAAGGCUGGCUAAGACUUCUCGAACAGCUGUCUCGAUAUCAAAGCUGGCUUUGAGCAGAAGCGGCACAAAAUUCCUGGUGAUAGGGCAGUAUCCUCUGAGUCCAGGUGCACGCUUCUGCUACCUGUUUUGACUAGCCUAAUGAGGAUUCCUGGAACUUUGUGGAUAAGCAGAGAAGUCCAAAAAUGGCAUGAUUUCUGUAUCCAGCAGAAAUGUAGCUUAUAUACAUAGCAUCCCACUCCUAACUUGCUACUUUGUACCAUAUGCCAUCUAUAUGUGGCUCCAAGACUGGCUUUCAGAGGAUCAUAUUCUGAAGGAUCUCUUUAUAGACUCCAACUUAACGCCUUCCCCUUUUUUAAGGGCAAGGAAAAAGUGGAAAGUGAGCAAAUGCUUUGCCAGCUAACAUACAAUCUACUUCUGGAUCUGUGGUUAUACAUUUUCAUUCACAGAUCAAGUGAAACGUUGAGCCUGGGUGUUCCAUCAUCUCAGCUCCUAGUUGGAAGCUUAGUAACAAUAGUCGAAUGAUUUGUAAUAGUGGGAGAGCUAAAAAAAAUCAUGUUAUAUUCUUUGUAGAAAAUCUCAACUUUUCAAUGAGAAUUACUUGUGUAUUAUAGACUGUUUAAAUCUGCUUUCUUCCCUCUAAUCAAGUCCAGGAGCCUAGGAAUAAUUUUCAGAUACACACUUGAAUCAACUGUUUCCUAACUGAAGAUUUUUUCCCAUUAUCACUUAAACUGUUUCAAAUUCAUGCUGAUAGGGUCCGUAAUGAAUUGGCCCCCUUCCUACAGGGCCAAAGUACUUUUUCUUCUGUGUAUCUUUUAGUCUGUAAAAAAUGACCAUCUAACUAUGUUAAAUCUUGUUAGUAGCAAUGGGUCCUUUGUGUCCAUCAAGAUUUCUCAAGAGGAGGAGAAAUUCCUUGAAACAACUCAUAAUAAACUGGUUAUGAUGUUCAGUGGAAAACUUAAAUUUUCUUCUUAAAAUUAAUACCUACUCUAAAAAGCUUUGUUUCUCUUGAGAAAUCAUGAAGUUGACAGGGCAGGUGAGCCCUUAAUAUUCAUUUCUUACCUGGAACUUGAACAUCUCUAAAUAUUUGCAUUGUGAACGAAGUUAGCUGUAAUGUCUUUUGCGGAGGAAAGUGCAAAACAAUUCCCAGUUUAACUGUACCUUCCUCUGCCAGUUUAGUGUUUUGGGUCUUGAAACAAAGAUACUGGAAGGCGACACGGUUCUUAAAUGAACAGUGACUGAAUCUGUUUCAUACCUUAUCUGAGCUUAUCUACAGAUGUUGUUAUUAUCCAAAUAGUCUGUGUAGUAAUCUUAAAUACUUCUUCCUCAUUUCUUUCUUUUUGCUGCAAUGAACACCUGACUGGGAGUUAGGGGCUUGGCUGCUACGAAUUCAGUGGUAUGUGAGGGAGUGAGACUUGCGUGCUUGGACCCUGGUGGUGGUUAGAGAGAAAAGGGUUAAGACGGAUGCUUCUUGUUUUGAGACUUGUUCUGCUGAACAACUGUGGUAAACAGACAUCGAAACAGGCUAGUACGUGAUCACGCUGCCCAGUCAUCAGCUUGAUCUUGGGUGUUCAGCUACAGUUCCUAUUUCAAUUUCCCUUUUUGGAAAGAAAGGGAAUGUUUACAAUAAGUUAACGUGUAGUGAGAAAGAACCACUGUAAUUCCCAACCCUACAGAAGAGCAUUUAAAUUAUUAAGUUUUUUUAGCAAGGUGUAGUGCAACCUGCAAGGUAAAUUUGAUAUGCACAAUGUAAAAAUGUAAUUUUUCUUUAACACUUAGAAGAAAGCUUGAAGUAUUUCCUACUGUGACUUGUGACUUGCAAGUUUUAGUUUAACUGAUGUCCUAGAUGAACUUAACAUGUGACUUUUUACCCUUAAAGGAUGAAUUUGUUAUAUAAUAGUUUGCACAGAUGUCAAAUUUUUGCUGCUAACAGCUAGUCCAAUUCUUUUUAGUAAAUGGGGAUAUGAAGAAUUGCCUUAAGCACUUUAGAUUUUUUUUAGACUACUCUUUUUUUCUGAGCUAGUGUCUGUCCAGUACCAAUAUAUUGGUGAUACUUUGUCGCAGUUGGUGCACUGUUUGUACCUGCAGCUAGAGAGGGAUGCAUGCAGCCUGUGAAGUUACUUUUUCCUAGGGGAAACCACUUCAGGAACUGGAGGGGUUGUUCUUUGGCAAUGGAUUAGACCUUUUGAAGGUCUGUCAUUUUGCCCUGUGGUUAACAUUAAGUAUAAUAUGCCUGGUGACUUUAAUGUUCCCUGAGUCUCUCUGCUCUGGAGUUGAUGCUGUUUGGUGGCUAGACAGGAGUUUUCUCUAUGACCAAAAUGAGAUUUUUUAAUUUUUUUUUUAAAAAUACUGAUUACUGGUAGUCUUUCAGAGUUAAAAUAACUUCAGAAUAACUUGUGAGGAACUGAAGGUUUCCCUUGAGUUCUUAAUACAUCAGAAGACUGUAGCUUUCAUUGUUUCUACAGAAAGCUGUAUGAGCUGCAGCAAGGGAUGUUAAUUUCAGAACGGAUGAUUUAAAACCAUCCAAGUGAUAGGUGCUUCUCCGAAUACCAAAUACAGAUGGCAGAAGGUGACAGGUUUAUUCUUUAGCCAUCCUCUAAGCAGAAAAAGUAGAAGCUAACAUACAAACCUCCCUCCCCUUGCACUCUCCCACGUUACUGCUGUUUCCUAUUAAGACUGGGGAAACUAACUGGUUCCCUCAGGAAGAACAUCUGACUUAGCAGUAUUUUUGUCUGAUAAGGAUCACAGGUUAUGAACGUGGCGCAUAUUUGAUAGCCUCUCUUGAGCUCGAACAGUCUGAACGCCCUGUUGGAAGGGGAAGCCUGGAUGGGGUUUUCCCUCACGGUCUCGGCACUAGGCUGAGCAGGGGCGAUCCUCUGCUGCCUGGUGCCCCCGCCGCCGCCGUGCAUCGUCCUGCAAGGCCUGUCCGUGCAGCCGCGGCCCGGGGUUUACCCAGCCAUCGCUCGGCCGUACCUCAGGUAUUCUCCCUCGGCGCUUCACCCCUCGCCCCUGCGGAGAGCACCCCCAGGAAGGAGGAGGCGUCUCGCUGGUGUGCAGGGGUGCCGUAGGGCCCGCGGAGCAUUUCGAUGUCUUUGCCUUGUGUGUGAUGCGAGCUUUUUGUAUUAAUACAGAAAUUUGA
Messenger RNA from Aptenodytes forsteri (emperor penguin), 5934 nucleotides. It is a transcript of the gene FSD1L, whose product is annotated as fibronectin type III and SPRY domain containing 1 like. The record is from RefSeq and is a predicted model, not a curated record. Gene Ontology annotation, molecular function: protein binding. The transcript is spliced from 16 exons. NCBI's taxonomy places the organism in Eukaryota, Metazoa, Chordata, Aves, Sphenisciformes, Spheniscidae. The coding region runs from base 1 to 1737 and encodes 578 amino acids.